This is a messenger RNA of Leptinotarsa decemlineata (Colorado potato beetle), 665 nucleotides long. Its product is annotated as ionotropic receptor 75a. Gene Ontology annotation, cellular component: membrane. Gene Ontology annotation, molecular function: ligand-gated monoatomic ion channel activity. NCBI's taxonomy places the organism in Eukaryota, Metazoa, Arthropoda, Insecta, Coleoptera, Chrysomelidae. The record is from RefSeq and is a predicted model, not a curated record.
AAUUUUCUGGGAGCAGAAACAACCACUUUGGUGUUAUUUUGGAUGGUGAUUGUGUACAGAUGAACCUAACACUAAAUGAGAAUAUAAGUAAAACAUAUUUCUACGAGACCUACCAUUGGCUGAUAAUGAGCCUAUCAAGAGACAUCUCACACAUUUUCGAACCAUUGAAAUUGAGUAUCAACUCCGAUGUUCAUCUUGUAAUUCCGAACGAAAAAGAAAAUUUUAGUAUUUUUGAUGUUUAUAACCCAGCUUCUGAACACGGAGGAAUUGUGAAAGUGAUAUUUCUUGGAAUGUAUAACAAAGCUGUAGGGUAUAUGGCAAAAUAUUCUGGGAAUAAAUAUUGGGAAAGACGUAAUAUGACUGGAGUGAAUUUUAAGUCUGCUAUAGUGAUACCGAAUUUGACUAUGCCAUUAGAAACUUAUUUAGCUAGCGAUGAAGACAGACAAAUUAAUUCCAUGCACAGAUUCCAAAUGAUGGCUCUGUUUCCCCAGACAACUUGUUUCUACAAGGCUUUAGUGAAUAAGCCACCUGCAACACUUAUUGAUGAGUAUGAAUUGUUAUUCGAGGACCCCACAUAUCAAGAAGGAUACAGUCCUCCACAUUAUGUUGUGCAACGGUAUGUUAUUGCCUAUAAACAGAAGAAUAAACAGAAUACUGCCACCUGA